Macrosteles quadrilineatus (aster leafhopper) is the source of this 1939-nucleotide messenger RNA. Its product is annotated as dendritic arbor reduction protein 1-like. The record is from RefSeq and is a predicted model, not a curated record. The transcript has 4 exons. The coding region runs from base 1 to 1113 and encodes 370 amino acids. Lineage: Eukaryota; Metazoa; Arthropoda; Insecta; Hemiptera; Cicadellidae. Gene Ontology annotation, molecular function: RNA polymerase II cis-regulatory region sequence-specific DNA binding; DNA-binding transcription factor activity, RNA polymerase II-specific. Gene Ontology annotation, biological process: regulation of transcription by RNA polymerase II.
AUGCUGGGCAUCGUAAACCAACCUCCUUUAUUGACGAUCAAGCCGAUUGCUUACUUUAUGGUGGCCGAUAUGGAGCAGAGUGGAACAGAUCCUGGUCAAGUGGUCAUACGGCAGGUGCUUGAUGUGAUUUGUGAUGGUUCAUUUUGUGACAAUACGUUAUGUACUCUUGGAAUAUCUCAACCUACAACUGACUACUUCUCUUUGUUCCAGACGGGAGAGCUGGACGCCUACCUCUGCAAGCAGGAGUUCGACCGUCUGCAGCGACUCGAAGAAGAGGCGGCGGCGGCCGAGGCGUCUUUCGCAGAACUCGACAAACCCAGGAGAGAGUCAGCCUCCACCAUCGAUGACUUCUUCGUCGACUCCCCCCACUCGCGGACGGGACACCCCAGCAUGUCCUACGUGUCGCCGAAGACGGUCCACGGGGUCCCGGAGGACGACGUCUUCCUCAAACCUCCACUCUGGGAGGACAUCACCUCCAGCAUACAAAAGCUGGACCCGGAGAACGCGGAGAUGAUUACGGGGAUGAACGCACAGAUAAAGCUGGAAGUGACGGACGAUAUGUUGAAUCCAGAACCUGUGCUGCAUCCUUUGACCAUCAAGACGGAAAGGUCCUCGGCUCCUGGUCCCGCGAGCCCGUGCCCGCUCUACCAGAGCUACAAGAUGCCCUACCUCCCUAGGUUGCUGUAUGCGCCGCCGCCCACGCCGCCCAGCUCUGACCCUGGGUCGCCCGGGGCGGCGCUGCCUCGAAGGACUCCGCCCCCACCCUACCCGGUGCCUCAGGUCAUCCACACACACACCAAGUACAACCGCCGCAACAACCCGGAGUUGGAGAAGAGAAGAGUUCACCACUGCGACUUCAUAGGCUGCACCAAAGUCUACACGAAAAGCUCCCACCUCAAGGCCCACCAGAGAAUACACACAGGGGAGAAGCCGUACCGAUGCCAAUGGCCCGAGUGCGAGUGGAGAUUCGCCCGCUCCGACGAGUUGACGCGCCACUACAGGAAACACACGGGGGCGAAGCCCUUCAAGUGCGCGAUCUGCGAGAGGUCCUUCGCGCGGAGUGACCACCUCGCGCUGCACAUGAAGAGACACCUUCCCAAGACGCCCAAGUGAGGAGCCGCCCGAGUUGGGUGCGUCACUUCCAAGAGGUCCUCGGACUUCGCCCCUCCGGAAGAGUUGGACAUCCGAGGAGACUCGUGAAGACACAACGUCUCUAUGAUGGUGAAAUGUAUCACUUUCCUUGCCCGUUGAAAUUUAUAGGUUUAAUGUAUACUGUAAAUAUUGAUUUACACUGAGCAAUAGUUUACUAAAUAAUUCGUUUGAUCAUACUUACUUCUAAGGAGCUAAAGUUUAAGCAUCUAUUUUGUAAGAUUUGGUGACCUAUCCUUGACUUAUUGAGAACAAUUAAGAUUCUUUUCCUAAUUAAAGUUGUAGCCAACGAACAUUGUUGAAUUGACAAUUUCAUAACGAAUAAUUCCACUCACCUCCAACACAUAUGGCCAGAAGUCUUAACCUACUUCCAAAAUAAUUUAUAAUUCCACUGUUAGCUUUAUGAAUAAUCUACAAAAUUUAGGUUCCUCAUUUGGAAAAUGAUCUCUUUUUAUUUAUUUGUUACGAGAUCCACCUCAAUGGAAGUGCCUCCUGUCCGGUGCGAUAGUUGUAUAUCUGUACAGUAGAACGUGUACAAAGUUUAGUGCCUUGUCCAUUCCAAAGACUUUGUGUGUUAAACUGACAAGUGCCUGAAAACCCCUGUUCAAACCAGAAAUCCCAGUGAUGACAGUAUUAUGUUUCUUUGAAAGACAAUUUUUGUUUUAGAUUCUAAGUUUUCAGUAUUAAUUCUUUGAUGGUAGCUGUUUUUUAUUGCAUUUAAAGUUUUUUUCGUCAUACUGCAGCGAAAAUAGUGUUCAAUAAAUUGCAAAACUAAAGGGAAAUCUAGGUU